Molecule: messenger RNA, 1425 nt
Organism: Epinephelus fuscoguttatus (brown-marbled grouper)
Lineage: Eukaryota; Metazoa; Chordata; Actinopteri; Perciformes; Serranidae
Product: scavenger receptor cysteine-rich type 1 protein M130-like
Exons: 8
Coding region: 25-1425 (466 amino acids)
Cellular component (GO): membrane
Source: RefSeq, a predicted model, not a curated record
ACAGACAGUGAUACUGUGGUUGUGAUGAUGCUGGACAUGGAUCACAGGUUGAUGGCGCUCCUGGUGUUGUUCUGGAUCUCAGAAUCUGUCAGGUUGGUGGGAGGGUCCAGCCGCUGCACUGGAACACUGGAGCUGAAAGGUGAGGAUGAGUGGAGACCAGUGUACAGCGAGCAGUGGGCCUUGAAGGACGCAGCAGACUCUGUCAGGCUGGUGGAUGGGACCGGUCUGUGUUCAGGCAGACUGGAGGUGAAGUCUAACCAGUCUAACCAGUCUAACCAGAGGUGGUCCUCAGUGUGUGAAGCUGACUUUGACCAGCAGGAUGCAGAGGUGGUCUGCAGGGAGCUUGGCUGUGGGGCUCCUUCAGUCCUCCAGGGGGCGCUCUAUGGAGAAGUGGAGGCUCCAGUGUGGACCAAAGAGUUCCAGUGUGGAGGCCAUGAGUCUGCUCUCCUGGACUGUAGAAGCUCAGGCUCAGAUAGAAACACCUGCUCACCUGGCAAAGCUGUUGGACUCACCUGCUCAGAGCCUGUCAGGUUGGUGGGAGGAUCCAGUCGCUGUGCAGGAACACUGGAGGUGAAACACCAGAAGGAGUGGAGACCAGUAUAUGGUGAUCACUGGACCCUAAAGGGAGCAAUUGCAGUCUGUAGAGAACUGGACUGUGGCUCUGCUGUUUCAGUAAAAGAGAAAGAGACUUCACUCAGACUCUAUGUGUGGCGUGUCAGUGAAUACUGUGUUAAGUCCGUAUAUGUUCUGAAGGACUGUGUAAGACCUGGUGUCUCCUCUAACAUCCUAGAGAUCACCUGCUCAGACUCUGUCAGGCUGGUGAAUGGGACCAGUCUGUGCUCAGGCAGACUGGAGGUGAAGUCUAACCAGUCUAACCAGUCUAACCAGAGGUGGUCCUCAGUGUGUGAAGCUGACUUUGACCAGCAGGAUGCAGAGGUGGUCUGCAGGGAGCUUGGCUGUGGGGCUCCUUCAGUCCUCCAGGGGGCGCUCUAUGGAGAAGUGGAGGCUCCAGUGUGGACCAAAGAGUUCCAGUGUGGAGGCCAUGAGUCUGCUCUCCUGGACUGUAGAAGCUCAGGCUCAGAUAGAAACACCUGCUCACCUGGCAAAGCUGUUGGACUCACCUGCUCAGAGCCUGUCAGGUUGGUGGGAGGAUCCAGUCGCUGUGCAGGAACACUGGAGGUGAAACACCAGAAUGAGUGGAGACCAGUAUAUGAUACGUAUAAGGAGUGGACCCUGAAGGAAGCAGCUGUAUUCUGCAGAGAACUGAACUGUGGCUCAGCUGUUUCUAUGGGAUGGAGAAAUGAGUCCUCAGACAGACCUGUAUGGAUGAUGAACUCUGGAUGUGUUGGCUCUGGAUAUGCUCUGAGGGACUGUGUAAUACCACAGUUCAGUUUCUAUUUUGGGGUGCUCACCUGCUCAGUGUGA